Octopus bimaculoides (California two-spot octopus) is the source of this 911-nucleotide messenger RNA. Its product is annotated as heat shock protein 83. NCBI's taxonomy places the organism in Eukaryota, Metazoa, Mollusca, Cephalopoda, Octopoda, Octopodidae. Gene Ontology annotation, molecular function: ATP hydrolysis activity; ATP-dependent protein folding chaperone; ATP binding. Gene Ontology annotation, biological process: protein folding. The record is from RefSeq and is a predicted model, not a curated record.
UCCAACAAAGAAAUCUUUCUCAGGGAGUUGAUUUCUAACUCUUCUGAUGCUCUUGACAAGAUCAGAUACGAGUCUUUGACUGACCCGUCCAAACUAGACAGUGGCAAGGACUUAUACAUCAAGAUCAUCCCCAACAAGGAGGAUAACACAUUGACCAUUAUUGACACUGGUAUCGGCAUGACCAAGGCUGAUAUGGUCAACAACCUGGGUACCAUUGCUAAGUCUGGUACUAAAGCUUUCAUGGAAGCUCUGCAGUCUGGUGCUGAUAUUUCCAUGAUUGGUCAGUUUGGUGUCGGUUUCUAUUCUGCUUACUUGGUUGCCGACAAAGUGAUUGUUGAAUCUAAACAUAAUGAUGACGAGCAGCACACCUGGGAGUCGUCUGCUGGUGGUACUUUCACCAUUAAAACCUCAACCAGUGAACAACUUGGCCGUGGUACCAAGAUCACUCUGUACCUGAAAGAAGACCAGGCUGAAUACUUGGAAGAGAAACGUAUCAAAGAAGUGGUGAAGAAACACAGUCAGUUCAUUGGUUAUCCCAUCAAACUGCUUGUUGAGAAGGAACGUAGCAAGGAAGUGUCUGAUGAUGAAGAGGAAGAAGAAAAGAAAGAAGACAAAGAAGAGGAGGGUGAAGACAAGAUUAAGAUUGAAGAUGUAGAAGAUGAAGAGACGUCAAAAGGCAAGAAAAAGAAGAGCAUCAAAGAAAAAUACUUUGAAGAUGAAGAAUUGAACAAAACUAAACCCAUCUGGAGUAGGAACCCUGAUGAUAUUAAAAAUGAAGAGUAUGGGGAAUUCUACAAGUCGUUGACCAACGAUUGGGAGGAACAUCUUGCUGUUAAGGUGAGUUGAUUCAUUUGGUUGAAACUAUUUUCAUUCAAAUGGCUUUACAUUGAAUGAAUAGAUUGUUUUUAUUU